This is a messenger RNA of Argentina anserina (silverweed cinquefoil), 980 nucleotides long. RefSeq lists its product as uncharacterized. Lineage: Eukaryota; Viridiplantae; Streptophyta; Magnoliopsida; Rosales; Rosaceae. Bases 149 to 781 code for a protein of 210 amino acids. The record is from RefSeq and is a predicted model, not a curated record. The transcript has a single exon.
AUACCACAUGGCAGUACCAACAUUGUCACAGACUCACAGACGACUUCACGAAUACAAUACUUGCUCAAUCCAUCUUAUAAUCAUCAAAGUUUUCUUUUGAAUCAGGAAAACAAGAAUUUGUUUGAAUUCUUUUUCGAAGUAAAGAAAUAUGGCCGAGAAGAAUCAGCAGAGCUUUGCAUCAGCAAAUGGCUACUCCAGGAAGGAUGAAGAAUCAGCCACCCUGCAAUCCGAAAACGUGCUCAAACGCCAAAAGAGAAUCAAACUGGCUAUGUAUAUUGGUGCUUUCAUUGUCUUCCAGAUCAUAGUGAUGACCGUAUUUGGUCUCACUGUGAUGAAAGUUAAGACCCCGAAGGUCUGCUUAGGCGACAUCAACAUCCAAAGCCUCAACUCCGUCUCUGCCACAUCUUCAUUUGACACAAGCUUCACAACCCAAAUCAGAGUCAAGAACACAAACUGGGGCCCAUAUAAGUUUGAUGCAAGCACUGCAACGUUCAUGUAUCAAGGCGUGGCUGUGGGGCAAGUUAGUCUUCCUAAGACCAAGGCUGGUAUGCGUUCCACCAAAAAGAUCGAUGUCACAGUGAGUCUAAAUUCCAAUGGAUUGCCAAGCUCAAAUCUCGGAAGUGAUUUGAAUGCUGGGAUCUUGACCCUCAGCAGCCAAGCUAAAUUGACUGGAAAGGUUGAUCUCAUGUUCAUCAUGAAGAAAAACAAAUCGGCUAAUAUGGACUGUACCGUAGCGUUUGAUCUGUCCUCUAAGACAGUCCAAGCUUUACAAUGCAAGUGAGCUAAAGGCUGAAUCUCCAGCAUUGAUCAAGACUAGUUCUUGAUUUGUAUUCUUUGAUUCAUUCUUUAUAUUUUCUGUAUAAGGUUGCUUAAUUUGUUUCACUUACAUAUUGUAUAGAAAAAAUCUAUGCUUUUACUGUUUUACAUGUAGUUCCAGAAAAGUAAGCUUUAAAUUUUUAUGGAGUGAUAGUUUUGGACAA